AUGCUCUGGAAAUUAGAAUACCAAGGUGUCCUCAAUGCGUACUUCGAGUGGGCCGAGAGCUACGACUCAAAGGACUGGGAACGCCUGCGAAAGAUCGUCGCUCCUACGGUGCGCAUCGAUUACCGUUCUUUCCUCAACAAGCUCUGGGAAGCAAUGCCAGCGGAUGACUUCAUCAAGAUGAUCUCCGACCCCAAAGUCCUCGGCGACCCACGGCUCAUGACCCAGCACUUCUGCGGCGCCUCCAAGUACGAGAAGGUCUCGGACGACGAGAUCAUCGGCUACCACCAGCUGCGUGUUCCCCACCAGAAAUACACCGACGCCACGAGAACGAAGAUCCUCGUCAAGGGCCACGCCCAUUCCUCCAACCAGCAUUGGUAUAAGAAGGUUGACGGCGAGUGGAAAUUCGCCGGCUUGAACCCAGAUAUCCGAUGGGGAGAGUAUGAUUUUGACAAAGUCUUCGCUGAGGGUCGUGAUGAGCUGGGUGACGAGGCUGAGGCCGCUGACAAGGUCGCCAAACAGGCUGAGGGUAUUCCUCCCGCCUAG
Molecule: messenger RNA, 543 nt
Organism: Exophiala aquamarina CBS 119918
Lineage: Eukaryota; Fungi; Ascomycota; Eurotiomycetes; Chaetothyriales; Herpotrichiellaceae
Product: scytalone dehydratase
Exons: 2
Coding region: 1-543 (180 amino acids)
Biological process (GO): melanin metabolic process
Molecular function (GO): scytalone dehydratase activity
Source: RefSeq, a predicted model, not a curated record